Molecule: messenger RNA, 312 nt
Organism: Porites evermanni
Lineage: Eukaryota; Metazoa; Cnidaria; Anthozoa; Scleractinia; Poritidae
Source: the annotation of a GenBank genome assembly
AUGCAAAAAAGGCGGGUAUGUGAUGAUGAGACACUGAAUUGUAUAAGAGACCUUGAAGCUGAGCUGAUGCAAGAAGUGUGUAGCGACGUCAGAAUUGAACCUGAACUCAUGCCACUUGACAACAACUUGAUGAGAAAUGGAAACAAUGCAGAAAACUCUCGUCUAGAUGUGUCAGGUAUCGGAGUUUGGGGGUCAUUUGAAAGAACAUUCUUAGAUAGAAGAGUUAUGCACCCGAAUGCGCCAUCAUACGUUGACAAAAGGUGUAUAUUGCUCACGAAAAAGAAAAGAAAAGAGCACAUAAUGAACGAGUGA